AUGAUCAUGUGCCUUGGCCUUGCCACCCUGCUUGGAACCAUUGGACGGGAGAAGUGGUGGGAAAACAAAAGCGAGAUCCUCAGCCAUUUGGAGCAAUUUGAUGAGGCACUGUCCAGAUUUGAUUUGUCUCCCGAGUUCGUAUGGGAGCAGCUCAACAGUUCGAUUUUGUUCCUGGUGUGGAGUUCGUUAGCGCAUGCAGUCCUCGUGCUGGCGCUGCUGGUCAUCACCAUGCCCUUCGCAUCUGCGCUGGGGUGGCUUGUGCGGAUCAUUGUCUUGACUUUGCUGGAUGGGGCGUACGCACUGAGUGGCCUGCAGCUUGCAAAGGUGCGCUUUGCGCACAGAGUCGAGGCACGCGCGAAGGGUACGUGGGAGGGCUGGCUGCUAGUACACGGCGGCCUGGACUACAUGCGCCGCUUCGUUGCGGGCGCUGGGCCUGCAGUGAUUGCACUGGUGCACUGGUUCUUGGAUGACCAGGCAGCCGUGUUCGAUGGCUUACGCAUUGGUCACCAGCUGGUUCGCGAGUUUGCGCAUGGAGCUGCUGUGAAGCUCUGUGGUAUUGAGCUUGCGUGA
Messenger RNA from Symbiodinium pilosum, 570 nucleotides. The record is from the annotation of a GenBank genome assembly. Lineage: Eukaryota; Dinophyceae; Suessiales; Symbiodiniaceae.